Messenger RNA from Sander lucioperca (pikeperch), 1014 nucleotides. RefSeq lists its product as uncharacterized. NCBI's taxonomy places the organism in Eukaryota, Metazoa, Chordata, Actinopteri, Perciformes, Percidae. The transcript has 6 exons. Gene Ontology annotation, biological process: regulation of B cell differentiation; positive regulation of cytokine production; positive regulation of B cell receptor signaling pathway. Gene Ontology annotation, cellular component: membrane raft. The record is from RefSeq and is a predicted model, not a curated record. Gene Ontology annotation, molecular function: transmembrane signaling receptor activity. The coding region runs from base 215 to 988 and encodes 257 amino acids.
ACAGAGUUGUAAAGGCUCUUUUAAUCAGUGUGCUGGUCCCUUUAUUGUCCCAAAUGAGUCAGUGUCAAGAAAAAUAGACAUUUUAAGGAAGUAGUUUUGGCAGAAACAGGAAACCCAACGCAGCAGUUUAUGUACCAAGACAAACUGAAACACUGAAUAGAUAUGUGAAACAACCUCAACGAAGAAGACUAGAAAUAUCUCUAAAGAUCACAACAUGGAAGCUCAACAAGUUUGGCAUCUUUCUUUCGUGUCGACCUGGAUAUUUGUCUUUUUCUUCCUUUCUGUAUGCUCAGGAAUGAACACACUAAAACUCAGCCUGGAAAGCACAGUCUUUGUGGCCUUCGCAAGCGAAAAGAUUACCAUUACCUAUGAGUUGGCGAUACCAGCAAACCAAACCAGAGACAGCUUGACGUGCUCCGAUCCUCUCCAAAAUGUGAUUUAUAGUGCUCACAUCUCUGAGACGAACGGCCGGACACCGAUAUUGGAGCUGAAAAACCUGAACAUGUCAGGAGAAUACAGUUGCCAAUAUCAAACAGCCAAGGUGUACUGGUUUCUUCGAGUGAGAGGUGAUGGCUACAGGGAUCUCGUAAUGUUGGAUUACACAGAAUUCAUCAUAGUCGCUGUCUUCACUGGUGUGCUGCUGGUUUUCAGUGUGGUUGGCUCAGUGUGUGUCUUCAGAGGACAUGGGAAACAAUGUCCAACUGAACGCAGCAACACCGAUAGAAAACGAAAGCAGAACAGAGAAGAAAUGGAGACAGAGAUGGAGGAAGACAACAUGGAUGUAAUAACAGCUCCAUCUACGUCUUUUUAUGCUAGUCUAGAGACUCGACCCAGGUCCAUUUAUGAUGUGCUGGAUCACUCAGCUGCCAACAUAGAGCCAGACCGAAGCAAAGCUAAACCAAAGAAAAGGGAACCCAAAGAAACGAUGGCACAACCCACACAAGACCAGCAUGAAGGCGUAUUUGAGUCUGUCUAUGAAAAUUUUUGAAUCAGAAAUAAACUUGUUUCACCAGA